AUGAUGGAUUGAAAAAGUAUUGCAAAGAGACGAGAGUACAGCAAAUACUCUCUCUCACACACUCACACACACGCACUAAUAGAUCAUCCGAUAUCGGAGGAAAUUCAAUUCAAUCCUCCAAUACUGUAAUUGAAUUGAUUCAAUCAAAUGGACAUAUGGCAGAAAGCAAAGAAUCUGGCUGAAGAAGCCGCGAAAAGGACUCAAACCCUUACUACAUCCACUAGAAUCGCCGAUAUCGUCUCCGAGACGGCGAAACGAUCCAAGGAGUUCGCCGCCGAGGCAAAAGCUGUUGCUGACCACCGCAUUAAGUCCCUUACUGAUCAGAUCCCUUCCAUUACUCUUCUCAAUGCAUCAUCUCCUUUCUCCGAUGAUCCAAUUCCUCUAGAUCUUGAGAAAUUCGGCAUCACUGACGAUCUCAGACAGUUCGCACGAGGAUUUACGGUCACAACGUUUCAGAAUUUUCCUAUUCAUGAUGAUUCCGUAGUUUCUGAUGUGCCAACAUUAUCAAAUGUGAGGCAAGAUCUAACAGAUUGGCAGCAGAAACAUGCAUCUCUUGUUCUCACCACUGUCAAGGAAAUUUCGAGACUAAGAUAUGAAUUAUGCCCUCGUCAUAUGAAAGAUGGAAGAUUCUGGAGGAUAUAUUUCACCCUUGUGAGCAGUCAUGUGUCUCCGUACGAGAAGGAGUACAAUGAGGAGAUUCAAGCGAAGGAAGCCGAAGCUCAAAGAGUUGAGAAAAGUGAUACAAUUGAAGAGGGUGAUAAAUCUGGAGGAGGAACAGCUGUGAAUCAGAAAAGUUUAAGAUCAACUUCAUCCACAGCUGAUGAGGACUUGGAUUCAUUUCUUUUGGGUGAUAUUGAUGAUGCUGCAGAUGGUGAAGACAAUUUUGAGGACGACGACGAUGAUGAUGAUGAUGAUUUUGACAAGAUAGACAGUUUGGAUGCUGAGGAUGAUAGGAUAUAACGAGGUCUAUUUUCUGUUAUUAGUGAAUUCUAUAUGUUUUUUUCAUAUGAUAUUAUUACGUGUUAUUGGAUGUUCUUAUAGACAGUUGUUUUGUUAUGCUUUGUGUGAUAUUAUGUCAUUUACCUAUUCACUUUAAUGUAAAUAUAGGUAAGCAUGCUUUCUUUUUUA
Messenger RNA from Impatiens glandulifera, 1128 nucleotides. Its product is annotated as aspartic acid-rich protein-like. Bases 148 to 960 code for a protein of 270 amino acids. NCBI's taxonomy places the organism in Eukaryota, Viridiplantae, Streptophyta, Magnoliopsida, Ericales, Balsaminaceae. The record is from RefSeq and is a predicted model, not a curated record. The transcript has 6 exons.